AUGGGGCCCCUGUGUCCUUGCCCAAACUCAAACCCGAACUCAAAAAAGCCUAUGAAAAAGGUACCAGGGGCAUCUCAUGGGGCCCCUUACUGACCCCAGGCCCUCAGGCGGUGCCCGAGUGUCCCAAUGUUGUCAGUCCGCCCCUGCCCCCUACUGACCCUGGGCCCUUGGGCAGUGCCCGAGUUUCCAAAUGAUCAUUCUAAUCCCAUAUUACGACUUUCGGCUUUAACGUUUGUCAGUAGAUACAGCCAGGGGCGGACUGAUAACUCAUGGGGCCCCCGGGCAAUAGGGAUCAUGGGGCCCCUGUGUCCUUGCCCAAACUCAAAAAAGCCUAUGAAAAAGCCAGGGGCGGACUGACAACUCAUGGGGCCCCUGGGCAAUAGGGGAUCAUGGGGUCCCUGUGUCCUUGCCCAAACUCAAAAA
Staurois parvus is the source of this 423-nucleotide messenger RNA. NCBI's taxonomy places the organism in Eukaryota, Metazoa, Chordata, Amphibia, Anura, Ranidae. The record is from the annotation of a GenBank genome assembly.